Bactrocera neohumeralis is the source of this 1680-nucleotide messenger RNA. RefSeq lists its product as uncharacterized. The transcript has 2 exons. The record is from RefSeq and is a predicted model, not a curated record. Lineage: Eukaryota; Metazoa; Arthropoda; Insecta; Diptera; Tephritidae. Gene Ontology annotation, molecular function: nucleic acid binding. The coding region runs from base 648 to 1415 and encodes 255 amino acids.
UAUCGCGGUUACUGGAACGAUAUAGUUUCUGUCGCAGAUCAGCACUGGGCUUUACUUCUGCAUAUUCGACAAGCACAAGGUAAUCAUUUUAAACAAGAAAUUAAGGCUCUUGAAUUGCAUUCCAGAAUUGCGGGUCGCAGUGAAAUCUUAGCACUCAAUCCUUUCUUGGAUGCAGACGGCAUACUGAGAGUAGGUGGUCGACUCGCAAACUCCGACUUAAGUGAAGAUCAGCGACAUCAAACUAUAAUUCCGCGUGGGGCUCUGGCUUAUUUACUAGUCGCCGAUGCUCAUACACGUUGCUUACAUGGUGGUAUACAACAAAUGCUUCAGUUUCUUAGACAACGUUUCUGGCUUAUAGGCGCACGGGCGCAAGUAAAGUCUUUCAUCUGGGCCUGCACUACAUGUCGUAGGCAUCUUCAAAUUAUACAACGUCAACAAAUGGCUUCGCUCCCGAAGGAACGUGUACUAGUGGCCCCACCAUUUUCUCGUAGUGGCUUGGAUUACUGCGGGCCAUUCCAUGUACGUGUGGGAACGCAUCGCGCUACCCCGACUACAAAAACCUAUGCUGCCAUAUUUAUUUGUAUGGCGUCACGAGCGGUUCACAUUGAGCUGGCAGAGGACUUGAGUACACAGGGGCUAAUCGUCAAAUGCAGGAAGACUUAAAGGCUUGGGUAACAGCACAUGCUCAACAACAUCUGGCAGCUGAAGGUACAUGUUGGAAGUUCAUAACACCUUCCGCACCUCAUCACGGUGGUCUAUGGGAGGCAGCAGUUCGUUCAGCUAAAAAGCAUCUGCUGAGGAUAAUGGGCAGCCAGACAUUGCGUUACACUGAAUUUUCUACUCUCCUGACUCGCAUCGAGGCGUGUCUUAAUUCGAGACCACUGAUAGGUCUCUACGAUGAUCCUGAAGGAGGGAUAGCUCUAACACCGGGUGACUUCCUGAUCGGACGACCACUCAAUUGUCGUACAGAGCCUCCAUUGCCUGAAGCUCCAGAAAAUCGUCUUCGAUAUUGGCAACGCCUCCAGAAAAUGUUGGAGCAUUUUUGGCGCCGCUGGCAAUCCGAAUAUCUAAACCCUCUUCAGACCCGGAACAAAUGGACUAGAUCGGAACCCAAUGUUCAGCGUGGAGAUGUAGUUCUUAUACGUGGUGAAAAUUUGCCACCAUCGGUUUGGCGUAUGGGACGAGUGAUUGACGUUCACCCGGGCAGUGAUGGGUUGGUGCGUACCGUGACGAUAGAGUACAAUACCAACCAGACAUCAUCAAAUGGACUUCCUAUUAAGCAGCGGUGUCAGCGACCGGUGCAGAAGUUAUGCCGCCUAACAGGUCCUACAGAAGAAUUACUGAACCGCGAGGGUUCAGCCGGGCAGGAUGUUCAAGAUUUAAAUUCUUUACAAUGCAGUCCUGCGCAUAAUUAGUAAGGACACAAACCAAUACCAGUCAGCUGAUUGCUGAAUGCUGAAUGAUCAAUAUAAUUGUAUCCUCUUUUUAGCGUUGUAUUCGUAGACUAGUAGUUUCACUCUAGCUUAGUGAAUGUAAAUGUAAUUUUACCAUAUUUCAACUAUAGACAUACCUAUAUGUAUGUAGAUAUGUAUCAUGUGGCGUGAUGCUACAAUCCGUUAACCAAAUAUGUAUUUAAUGAGAAACUCAAUAAAGAAGCGGCCUAUUUCGUGACAGACUGGU